UAAGAGUAGAGAACAGAACAGAACAUAACUCUCUGUAAGAAAAAAGGAACCCAGCUGCUCCUCUUUCUGUUUCCUCUUUCCCUUUUCCCUUUUGGGUUUAUUAUCUCUUCGCCCGAAAAAGUUCAGUUGUCUGUAACCGAUCAUCAUCAUCAUCAUCAUCAUCAUCAUCAUCAUUUUCUGUAUUCUGAUCUUUUUGUUCUCUUCUUCCAUUUCGGUGGCGACAAUAAAGGAGGGUUGGUUAGAGGAUAUACAAGAACUUCACCAGAUUGCAUCUGUUAUAUUGUCUGAAAGAACAAGAAGAAACCCUAAGGUUCCGUUUGGUCAGAUGGAUGGUUUGUGUUGGAACGACUCUGUCUACGCUCAAGAACCAUUGAUGGAUUCCAUCAACUGUUCUCAAUAUGUGAAACCCAGAUCGGAUUCGAGAUGGGGAAGUGAACUGAUAACUCCGGAGCUGUGUUCUUCUCAGCUCAUCAACCUUCCUCCUCUGAGCAGUUUCAUGGUUGACGUGGGACCCAUGCAGCCGCAGCAACAGCAACGACAACAUGUUAAGAACAGCUGUUCGAUCGACCAAUCACUUGACUGUUUAUUAUCAGCGAGCAACAGCAACAACACUUCAACGUCGGUGGAAGAUGAUGGCAUUUCCGUGCUUUUCUCGGACUGCCAAACGCUAUGGAGCUUCGGAGGAGUCUCGUCUGCGGAAUCUGAGAACCGAGAGGUUGCUGAGACUGUCUCUCGGGUCGCUUCAGAUCAAACGAAGCUCAAGUCUGCAGCAAAAAGAGCCAGAGCUGAUGAAACAGGAAGUUACUUCCGUUUUGUUGGUCCCCAGGAUGAUGCAUUUCCGACAGAAACUGGAGAUUUCAAGCUCAUCUACAAUGAAAAUCCGACAAAAUCCAAGAAACCCAGAUCAGAGAAACCAUCAGGCUCAUCUAGUAUCAGUUUCCAGCAGCCCAGCUCGAACUCGACGUCCUUGUCUGGAGAUACAGAACCGGACGCAGAGGCCAUGGCUCAGAUGAAGCAGAUGAUCUACAGAGCAGCAGCGUUCAGGCCAGUAAAUUUCGGAUUGGAGAUGGCGGAGAAGCCGAAGAGGAAGAACGUGAGGAUAUCCACGGAUCCACAGACGGUGGCAGCGAGGCAUCGGAGGGAGAGGAUCAGCGAAAGGAUUAGGGUUUUGCAGAGAUUGGUUCCAGGGGGGACAAAGAUGGACACCGCAUCAAUGCUCGACGAGGCUGCUAAUUACCUCAAGUUCCUUAGGGCGCAAGUAAAGGCGUUAGAAAACUUAAGCCCCAAGCCUGAUCCAUCGCCAUCAUCAUCACUCCCCUUGUUCCACCCACCUUCUCUGUUUCUCCCCAUGCAAAACCCUAACCAUACACACGAUCCACAGAGUUGAAAAAAUCACUGAUCCAGAUCAUCAAAACCCUUUGAUUUGAUUAACCCUAACGAAAAAGAGGAUAAUGAUUAAAACCCUAAUAACCAGUUUCCAAGAAAGGUACUCUGAUCACAAGUCUCUGGGCACUGGUGUUUUUUUUUUUUUUGGGUGUGGAUUCCAUGGAAGUGUUGUUGGUGCAAUUAGAGCAUUGGAAUUGUGAAAAAACAAAGCUGGAAAUGGCUCACUCUCUGCAGCUCUGAUCUGUUACACUUUUUUUUUUAUAUUGUUAUUUUUUUUUAUUUUCAGAAGAGCGUGAGGAAAAAAAGGCCGAUUUUUUUUUUUUUGCAAUUAUGAAGCUAUGAUUGAGACCAAAUCCAUGAGUUUAGAAAGUCUGUCCUUUA
This is a messenger RNA of Tarenaya hassleriana, 1767 nucleotides long. RefSeq names its product transcription factor bHLH87-like. The record is from RefSeq and is a predicted model, not a curated record. The transcript is spliced from 2 exons. Gene Ontology annotation, molecular function: protein dimerization activity; DNA-binding transcription factor activity. Gene Ontology annotation, biological process: regulation of DNA-templated transcription. Bases 326 to 1387 code for a protein of 353 amino acids. NCBI's taxonomy places the organism in Eukaryota, Viridiplantae, Streptophyta, Magnoliopsida, Brassicales, Cleomaceae.